This is a messenger RNA of Drosophila ananassae, 610 nucleotides long. RefSeq lists its product as uncharacterized. Bases 1 to 465 code for a protein of 154 amino acids. The record is from RefSeq and is a predicted model, not a curated record. The transcript has a single exon. NCBI's taxonomy places the organism in Eukaryota, Metazoa, Arthropoda, Insecta, Diptera, Drosophilidae.
AUGAGCAUGGCCAGUCAGGAGGUGGGGCCGGUACUGAGGGAGAGCGAUAGUCGCGGUAGCUCCUCCACCGCCAGCAAGCAGGGAUUCCUCUCCAGACUGGACCGCCUGCUCCGGCGCUGGCUGCCGGGUUAUAGCUACUUGCGCGGAAGACGUCGAUCCGCCUCCACCUCAUCGCUGCUGCUGGAGGUGACGACCUGUGGUGGGGGAUCUGGUGGUGCUAGUGUUGGACUAAAUACCAUACAGGAGCUGGGCAAUCGACGGCGUUGCGGUCACCAGAGGAGCACCAAGCACGAAGUCUAUCUCGAUACGGGUAUUGCCAAGUCCGAGUUCUGUCUCCAGUUGGAGGUCCUGUUGCGGAAUAAGCUGAUCAAGCAGCAGCAGCUGAUGCUCGAACAGCAGGAGCGGGACAGGGAGAAGGAGCAGGAACUGGACCAGGCACCGAUGACCACCAGUCCCCUACAGUAAUUGGAGUCCUUCAUAGUCCUUCAACACCACACCGAAGUACAGUACAGGAGAGUAGAGCCGGCAGUGCCACAAAUUCCCCAGUCGUUAUUGCACUUGCUUUUAAUUGUUCCUUUCAAAUAAAACUCUCUCUAUAUAUUUUUCAUAA